Molecule: messenger RNA, 1931 nt
Organism: Saccostrea echinata
Lineage: Eukaryota; Metazoa; Mollusca; Bivalvia; Ostreida; Ostreidae
Product: homeobox protein Hox-A5-like
Exons: 2
Coding region: 65-814 (249 amino acids)
Biological process (GO): regulation of transcription by RNA polymerase II; anterior/posterior pattern specification
Cellular component (GO): nucleus
Molecular function (GO): RNA polymerase II cis-regulatory region sequence-specific DNA binding; DNA-binding transcription factor activity, RNA polymerase II-specific
Source: RefSeq, a predicted model, not a curated record
AAGUGAAACUAGAAUAUGUGUAGUAACGAGUUGGAAUUAUUUACAACCAAUUCGGUGAAAAUUAAUGAUCAUGAGUUCGUUUUUGAUGACUCCAGUUCAAUAUACUGAGCCGAAAUUCCCUCCUGCCGAUGAGUUUUCACAACAAAGUUAUAUUCCAAAUCAUGGAACUGACUACUAUAGAAGUAAUUUUCAAACACAUUACGGAUUUCCAGAUCCAAGAAGGUAUGAUGAGGAAAAAUAUACCCCAAAUCAGUAUGGAGGCUGUACUAACAACGAACCUGUGUCACCGCCACAACCCUCACCCCCCGUCUCUAACCAUGGCGGGGGUGGGGGAGGGACAAUGAAUGGAUUUGGCUCUUCACAGUCCUCUACUCCUAGCCCCCCUCCCGUCCCUUCUCCAGAUGGAAAUUCCUCACCCCUCUCACAGAGUUCUUGUGCCCAGCAACAGUCUGAUGGACAGCCAGUCAUAUACCCCUGGAUGAAGAAAAGUCAGGGAAACAACCCAGGUAACAACUUAGUUUCGGAAUCAAAACGGAACCGAACUGCCUACACUCGACACCAAAUUCUGGAAUUAGAGAAAGAAUUCCAUUUUAAUCGUUAUUUAACGCGGAGGAGGAGAAUUGAGAUCGCUCACACCCUGUGUCUGUCAGAACGACAAAUCAAAAUCUGGUUUCAGAACAGAAGAAUGAAAUGGAAAAAAGAACACAAACUACCAAAUACAAAAACAAGACUAAUGGAAGCCGGAACCGGGCUUCUAGAUCCGACUCAUCACUUUACUCAUAUGCUGGGACAUCCGGAUUUAACCCCAAUCUAGUCAAUGAUUGUGUUCAUGAAAACCAAAUCCGCUAUGUCGUUAGUUCAAAGGAAACUUUGUAAAUCCAGUGUGAUUGUGAAAAGUAUGAAUGUGCUGACUUCACCAAAGAUUUUUGUUGAGAAAAUCUGGACUAUGAUAUCAUACUGAAGUGUAUGAUGAUAUGCAGCUUUGCUGUAUAAAUAGCAUAAUAAUUUAUACAAAUUCCGUUCCUAUAUUGCCCUGUGUCAAAUAAAUUGACAGAAUUAGAAGGUGCUUUUUAACACUGAAAAUUAACACCAGUAAGAUUAUUUUAAUACUUGUGUUGGCAGAGGGUUGUCCUGUAUUAUUCAAUAUAUCCACAUGAAUUACAAAUCCGCUAUGUGAAGUAUUACUACAAAACCAAAGAUUAGCCUCUGUUUUUAUUUAUAUACUUUGUAUAUAUUGUUGUUGUACAGGCUAUUGAUUAAUAUCUAAAUCAAAGUGAUUUAUUGUCCAUCUCCUACUUACAAGUAGUAGGUAAACCUUUACAUAUCAUGGCUAGCAUUGAUACAUGUAUACAUGCAGCUGAAACUCUUGAUGAAAUUUUAGAAUAUUUAAUUAAAAACUGAAAAAAAUAAUAUAGUAAGAUUUUUUUCUUAACAAAAAUGUAUUUUAAAAGACUUCUAAAAUUUAAUGUCAUCGAUGACUGGAUUUUUUUUUGUUCAGAACAAAUUGUCGUUCUUUAAUUGCUCGGAUAUUUUAUUUCUUCAUAUUGGUUCUUUGAUUUCACUUCUAAAAGUGUUUCUAUCAUAUCCAGAAUCACGACAAUCAAAUGUCUGCAGAAUUCACAAUUACUAGAAAUCAUAUACAAGUAGAAAUUAAAAAAAAUCACAUGGUUCAGAUUAAACAGUAUUUUAAAAAGGACUAGCUAUUUUAGGUGUCUAUUAAUUUCAACUUCUUCUUAGUACUAGCUAUAUAUUAAGGUAAUCUUCAUUAAUUUUCAAUUAAUAUUUGUGUCACAUGUCUACAAAAUAAUUAUUUUACAAUCUGCAAAAGUUUAUGUAUUGUUUAAGCGUGUGUUACUGACACACUUGUCUGCUAGCCAAAUGAGUGACAAUACUUUGUUCGAAAUGAAUAAAGCCAUGAUUUUUUUAUAUUA